AUGGCGGGCUGCUGCGCGGUGCUGGCCGCCUUCCUGUUCGAGUACGACACGCCGCGCAUCGUGCUCAUCCGCAGCCGUAAAGUGGGGCUCAUGAACCGGGCCGUGCAGCUGCUCAUCCUGGCCUACGUCAUCGGGUGGGUGUUUGUGUGGGAAAAAGGCUACCAAGAAACAGAUUCUGUGGUCAGCUCAGUUACUACCAAAGCCAAAGGCGUGACUGUAACCAACACUUCUACACUUGGAUUCCGGGUCUGGGAUGUGGCGGAUUAUGUGAUUCCAGCCCAGGAGGAAAACUCCCUCUUCAUCAUGACCAACAUGAUCAUCACCGUGAACCAGACCCAGGGCUUCUGUCCUGAGCUUCCAGAUAAGACCACUGUGUGUAAAUCAGAUGCCAACUGUGUUGCUGGCUCUUCAGGCACCCACAGCAAUGGAAUUGCAACAGGAAGAUGUGUGCUGUUCAAUGGGACUGUGAAGACAUGCGAGGUGGCAGCCUGGUGCCCAGUGGAGGAUGAUAGCCACGUGCCCAAACCUGCUUUUUUAAAGGCUGCGGAAAACUUCACUCUUUUGGUUAAGAACAACAUCUGGUACCCCAAAUUUAAUUUCAGCAAGAGGAAUAUUCUUCCCAACAUCACCACUACCUACCUCAAAUCAUGCACUUAUGAUGCUGUAACAGAUCCCUUCUGCCCCAUAUUCCGUCUUGGCAAAAUAGUGGAGAGCGCAGGGCACAGCUUCCAGGACAUGGCCAUCGAGGGAGGCAUCAUGGGCAUCCAGAUCAACUGGGACUGCAACCUGGACAGAACCUCCUCCCUCUGCUUGCCCAGCUACUCCUUCCGCCGCCUGGAUACCCGGGAUGUGGACCACAAUGUGUCCCCCGGCUACAAUUUCAGGUUUGCCAAGUACUACAGUCACCUGACUGGUGCUGAGCACCGCACGCUCAUCAAGGCCUAUGGCAUCCGCUUCGACAUCAUAGUGUUUGGAAAGGUAGCCUGGCUACCCCCUCCUCUCGGGGAUCUGGUUCAGACCCAGGCUUCUGGGUUGGCCAGAGACAAGGGGCCCUCUCCCCACCUCUUAUCUGUUCAUGCCCUCUAUCAUGACUUUUUCUUUUUCUCCUGUCAUUUGGAGGCUGGGAAAUUUGACAUCAUCCCCACCAUGAUCAACGUCGGCUCCGGUUUGGCGCUCUUAGGGGUGGCGACGGUGCUAUGUGACGUCAUAGUCUUCUACUGCAUGAAGAAAAGAUACUACUACCGGGAGAAGAAAUACAAGUAUGUGGAGGAUUAUGAGCAGGGUCUUGGCGGUGAGAUGGACCAGUGAUGCUUCCUCCACACUGGGCUCCCCCCGGCCCUCAUCAGAGCACAGCCAAGAGGGAGAAGAGGCUGCCGUGUCACCUCAGAGAAGGUUCCAGAUUCUGAAUCCAUCUCCACUGCACAAGAACUUCAUGGUCGCCCAGCUGUUUUGUGUGUAGGAUGUGAAUAGUAAACCACCCUGACACUUGCGGGUGUUGGGGCGACUUCUGGCCCAAGGGCGGUGGUGCUCCUGCCACUGCAGACCUGGGGGCCUCACCCAGAACCAGCCUUCCCUGGGGGGCUCCCAGCUCCAGCUCCCUGUGAGACAGGCCCAACUGAGGCCCGGCACUCGGUUCAAGCACUUUAUGAGGGAAGGAAGGACAGCCGGGUGUGGUCGCUGGACCUCUAGCACAUGCUGUCACGGGACGGUGUGUGUCCUUUGAGAAGAGGCACGCUGAGGUGGUCAUGGACCAAACAUUAAAAAGAUUUUCUCAA
Messenger RNA from Mirounga angustirostris (Northern elephant seal), 1775 nucleotides. RefSeq names its product purinergic receptor P2X 4 (gene P2RX4). The record is from RefSeq and is a predicted model, not a curated record. Gene Ontology annotation, cellular component: plasma membrane; nuclear inner membrane. The coding region runs from base 1 to 1308 and encodes 435 amino acids. Gene Ontology annotation, biological process: response to ATP; calcium ion transmembrane transport. NCBI's taxonomy places the organism in Eukaryota, Metazoa, Chordata, Mammalia, Carnivora, Phocidae. Gene Ontology annotation, molecular function: ATP binding; extracellularly ATP-gated monoatomic cation channel activity; purinergic nucleotide receptor activity. The transcript has 11 exons.